Fomitiporia mediterranea MF3/22 is the source of this 1860-nucleotide messenger RNA. Its product is annotated as glycoside hydrolase family 1 protein. The transcript has 13 exons. Gene Ontology annotation, biological process: carbohydrate metabolic process. Lineage: Eukaryota; Fungi; Basidiomycota; Agaricomycetes; Hymenochaetales; Hymenochaetaceae. Gene Ontology annotation, molecular function: beta-glucosidase activity. The record is from RefSeq and is a predicted model, not a curated record. The coding region runs from base 1 to 1860 and encodes 619 amino acids.
AUGACUAUUCUACGCUCUUUCUCGAUCUGGCAUCUCGCUCUGCUCAGUGCGUGUGCUGCUCAGAGUGGUAUAUUUAGCGCGACCUCUGGACUAUCUAUAAGCGCAUCUUCAACUCUACCUGAGUCAAGUCCUUCGAGUUUCACUCCAUCGACAUCCACGGUUACUUCUGCACCUGCUACUAUGGUCACUUCGCUCCUUGGUUCCCUGAGUACAACGACUACAGUGACACCGACGAGUGCUCCUUUCAUCCCGAUAGGUUCUCUUCCACGUAAUUAUACAAACGAAACACUCAACGAGCUCUGGAGUCUUGUCGGAGAAGUCGAAGAACCACCGUUCACUACCACGGCUGAGGCAGAAGUACCAGUCACGCUACCCGCCUCUGCCCCUCCGGUAUAUCCGACGUGGUAUGCAGUUACUCCAGAGAAGGUGCUUCCAGACCUCAAGCUUCCAAAGAACUUCAAGUUCGGGGUUGCUACUGCCGCUUACCAAGUCGAAGGCGCUGCCAAGCUGGAAGGCAAGGGACCUACUGGAUGGGACUGGGGUGGACAUCAGCUUGGUACUAUCAUUGACGGUACUAAUGGAGAUGUCGUGGACCUCCAGUAUCUGCUUUACAAGAAUGAUACGGCGCGGACUGCUGCUCUCGGGUUCAAUGCUCAUUCAUUCUCAAUCUCGUGGGCGCGAAUUUUCCCGUUCGGGACCAGUGAUUCACCAGUAAACCAGGAGGGUCUAGAUCAUUAUUCCGAUUUGAUUGAUUAUUCGCUGUCUUUGGGGGUCCAGCCUGUCGUCACGCUCUUUCACUGGGACAUGCCACUUGCUCUUAGUGCCUUUUACGGUGGUUUGACGUCUGAGGAAUUCGUAGGAGACUUUGCAAACUAUGCGGCAACUGUGUUCAAGGCUUACAACGGCCGUGUGAAAACAUGGUAUACGUUCAACGAACCACACGUCUAUUGUUCCCAGAUACUCGCGUACCCAUUCAAUUCAACAUUAUCACCUAACGUAACGGUUGGCAAUGCUAUGUACCAUUGUGCCUAUUAUCUGCUUAAGGCACAUGCAAGAGCAGUGAAAGUCUUCCGAGAAAUGGGAAUAGAAGGCGAAAUUGCGUUCAAAAACGACGGUUUUGUAGGUAAGCCAUGGCGAACAAACACGACGGAGGAUGCCGAAGCUGUGGAGCGCAAUGCAGCGUUCUAUAUCGGAAUGUUUAGCGAGCCCGUAUAUGGCUCGGGAGACUGGCCCAAGCUCAUGACCGAUACUUUGAAUGAAACAAUAUUACCACGGUUUACCGAAGAGGAAAAGAAGGAGAUUAAAGGCUCGGCAGACUUCUUCGCGAUCGACCUUUACCGAAGCCUUUGGGUCGCAGCCCCGGAAAACGGAAUUGCGGCAUGCGCGUCUAAUUCAAGUGACCCCAACUGGCCUGCAUGUAAUAUACAAUUGUUUUAUGAUUCCGCGACGGGAUGGCCUAUUGGGUACACUCCAGAAGCAACUGCGAACUGGCUGGCCGCAACACCGCAAAACGUCAGACACGAGUUGAAGGAGCUCAACAAGCGUUGGCCAUACGAUAAAAUCUACAUCGCCGAGUUUGGCUUCGCACAGGCAGAGGAGGGUAUCCGCACAGAUCUUGCCUUUAUCCUAGACGAUGCUGACAGAACAAAUUACUACAUGACUUAUCUCGGCGAAGCUCUCCUAGCAAUUCACGAGGACGGCAUCCCACUCGAAGGAACGUUCGCUUGGGCUAUGGUGGACAACGCCGAAUGGAACUCCGGAACAAGCACGCGAUUUGGAAUCCAGAAUGUCAAUUACACGACGCUCGAACGACACUUCAAACGCUCAGCACUUGCACUUUGUGAGCUUCGCUUUAUUUAA